CUGGUUUCUGGUAAAGGUUCUGGAGUUUGGAGACGGGGUCGGCUUACGGGAAAAGUCUGUUGAGUCUCAUUUAGAGUAUGUGAGCUGCAGUGAGAGUGAGUACAACGACAUCAACUGUGUUUUUGGCUAGCCUACUACAUUUAAGCGAGAGCUAGGGGGAAAGGGGCAGGAAUGGCAGACAUACGGAAGAAACUAGUCGUGGUGGGGGACGGCGCAUGUGGGAAGACAUGUCUACUGAUUGUUUUCAGCAAAGACGAGUUUCCCGAGGUGUAUGUCCCGACUGUGUUUGAGACCUAUGUGGCGGACAUAGAAGUGGAAAACAAGCAAGUCCAGCUAGCUUUGUGGGACACAGCGGGGCAGGAGGACUACGACCGGCUGCGCCCUCUCUCUUAUCCGGACACUGAUGUCAUUCUGAUGUGCUUCUCCGUGGACAGCCCGGACUCGUUGGAAAACAUCCCUGAAAAGUGGAUCCCUGAAGUCAAACACUUCUGUCCGAAUGUGCCAAUUAUAUUAGUGGCCAACAAGAAAGAUCUGCGCAACGACGAGAACGUAAAGAACGAGCUGUCCCGGUUGAAGCUGGAGCCUGUGAAAACAGAGGAUGGCCGGGCCAUGGCCAUGCGCAUUGGCGCAUAUGACUAUUUGGAGUGCUCUGCCAAAACCAAGGAGGGGAUCUGGGAGGUUUUCGAAACCGCAACACGGGCAGCCUUACAAAAACGAAAAACUACAUCAAAAAGUUGUCUCAAAUGCUGUGUUUUGAUGUGAAUCGACCCCGUCUGGAAAACAGUGACGCACAGACUAGACGUUUCCAUCGCUGGGAUCUGUGUCUGACCAUGUAGGCUGUGGACAGUGACUAGUUUGGAUACUCCCUUGUGAUCAGACGACCUUCGUUAAACCAAAACGAAUGACUACAAACAAGUUGUUUUGAACACACUCGAUAAUCAAACCGGGUUUUGUGCGUGUAAUGCACUGGUUGCAGAAUCUUUGUGGGUCACAUAAACCCAGACUUGCAGGCGGAGACGACAAACCGCUACAUUUCAAUGGACGCCUUAUUGAUAUCCUUCUAAAUGUAGAUAUGGCUUUUCCAAAGGACUGCUUUCAGCCAAUAUUUAAAUUGCUCACUUUUUUUGUGUUUCAAAGUGUUUGCAUAGGCUAUGGCCUUACUGCCAAGGUUAUACUUUGUAGCCUAAUAAGCAAAGCAGUAAAAAAUUGCACUGUUAUUUAUGUCCACUUUGUAUUGUAAAACAACUGUAUUCAGUUUGGGACUUUGCACAUCAUCUGAAUACUACAGUCAUUCACAGAAAGUGAAUUCAUGAAAAAGCCAGAGUCCAUGCAAGGAUGCCCAUCUUCUAAUGUUUUACGCCAUUUUGAAUAAACGCAUUAAGUUUACAUUCAAAACAAUCAGUUGUCUCAGGUUUGUUGGUUGGAACCACAUCCAUUAAGUAUGUUUUUCACUCCACAGUAUUAAGUUGAGGAGUUUUUAAAUGCAACAGACCAAAUACCACCACAGGUCUAAGAGGCUACACACUGGCCAGUCUUAAAGGUCUAACCUUGUCCAGUGUCGUUUUCAGGGAGAUGUUUUGUUGGAUAAGUUCACAAAUGGGUACCAGAAAUAUAUUUUAUAAGUUUGCUAAGCAUGCUUCUACCCCAAAAUGUAUCUUUGCAGGUGUGGUUUUGAUUUUUUUUCAUUCAUGAAAGGGGUGCUUUUUGGACAUAACAAUGAAGGGAAAAGUUGUGCGCAUAAAUUGUAGCCUGUACAUUUUUACAACAAGCAAAGAACAGGAAAUGUUUUUUUUCCUUACAGCUCACCUGAAACAAAUCAUUUACCAUCUCACCAUGUUUCUGAAAUCUAGGUCUACCUAUCUCGGACGCUGGUACAUCUCACUUGUCUCAAAGACUUCGAAGACCUGUUUGACAUUUUCUAAUUACAGCUUUACUUACAGUUAUGUGGGUGACAUUUCCAAGAGAAGACUGAGCAUGUGAGAUGGUUUUGCUUUGCUUUUGUGGAACAGAUUUUCUUAGAAAGUGUCAUGAAAAGAAGAGCAGGCUUUGUCAGAGCUCUCUGCUACUGGCUCUAUGACCCAGUAGCACACUUUCAUUUGGAAUUAAGCCAUUUUAUGAUAAUUAAAAUAUUUGAUGGACAUAUAUGUUAAUAAAACCAGUCUAAUAAUAAUUACCAAAACUUAAACAAAAGGGUAACCCUUUAAACUGAAACACUAGACGUGUUGUCCUCUUACACAAUGGUGGGAGAACCUGUUCAAAUGACAACUAUGGCCAUCAAUUACAGAGAACGGCUGUUGCUACACUGGGAAUCCAAUGGAAAACCUGGUGGAUUUACUAUGGGAUUUAUUCCUUUAGUGAUAACUGGAGACUAGAAAGCUCAAUCUUGCAUUAAAAUGUAAUUUUUCUGUGGUUUCAAAAGCAGCCAUAGUAAAGAUAAAUCAGAAUUUAAAAGAGAAGCUUUUAUAAAUCCAACCAGAGUUACCAUGGUGUAAAAGUCACAUUCCCCCCUGCCUUCUGUUGCUGGGCUUUUUGCUGACUUACAGGACAGGAAUGCAUUGUGCUGGACUGGUUAAUUUUCCCACACUGGCCCCCCCUCAUGUGCCUCUGAUUUCAAAUAUUAAGUUAUUAUUCACCAAUUAGACAGUGCAGUUUUCCUCCUCGUCUUUAUUUUACUUCUUAUUUUUAGAAGAAAAAAAUCUAUGGAAUCCUGGAGACGGAAAAUGUGCCAAAUGUAGGCUACUUGUUUUUUUAAGAGUUCAUCAAACUAUGACCACAUUAAUGUAAUGACAAAAUUUCUAAGUUUGAAUGGUAGAUUGGGAACAAUGGACAUUUUUGUGAGGAAAAUCAAUCCAGAAUGUAAGGGAACAAGUGGUACUGUUUUGGUAAAGUCAAUAAAGCAAUCAGUGUGUGUCACCACCUCUA
Messenger RNA from Micropterus salmoides (largemouth bass), 2922 nucleotides. RefSeq names its product rho-related GTP-binding protein RhoB. Gene Ontology annotation, molecular function: GTPase activity; GTP binding. NCBI's taxonomy places the organism in Eukaryota, Metazoa, Chordata, Actinopteri, Centrarchiformes, Centrarchidae. Bases 172 to 762 code for a protein of 196 amino acids. Gene Ontology annotation, biological process: small GTPase-mediated signal transduction. The transcript has a single exon. The record is from RefSeq and is a predicted model, not a curated record.